Messenger RNA from Ostrea edulis (European flat oyster), 855 nucleotides. RefSeq names its product ficolin-2-like. The record is from RefSeq and is a predicted model, not a curated record. The transcript is spliced from 7 exons. The coding region runs from base 1 to 855 and encodes 284 amino acids. Lineage: Eukaryota; Metazoa; Mollusca; Bivalvia; Ostreida; Ostreidae.
AUGGUGGGACCACAGCAAUGUGUGAAGGAAUGUCUAACCAGAGCCGCCGUCUGUAGAGGCGUGCACUACAGUAAAACGCACUUUCUCUGUGAAAUUGUGACAGCCAUAGAUAAAACAGAACCGGUAAAAGAAUACUUUAGAGUUCAACUUGACAACAUAAACCAAUGCCAAUCGUGUUUAUCUGGAAAGAAAUGUGUCAGAUUAUCAAGUAAUCAAACAUACUGUGUCCAAGGUAGUUAUGAUCCGACUGAUUGUACCGAAAUAUACGGGCUCUCAUCUGCUCUACCUAGUGGCUUGUACAGAAUAAAAAUUCCAAUUCUGGGUCACGUGACUGUCGUAUGCGAGAUGGAGAUUGAUGGAGGAGGCUGGACGAUUUUUCAACGUCGCAUGGAUGGCUCUGAAGAUUUCUACCGGACAUGGGCGGAGUACAAGGACGGAUUUGGAAAUCUGACGUCAGAGGUUUGGCUAGGUAAUGAUAAACUACACUAUCUACUGAGUCAGGGAUCCUAUGAGUUGAGGAUGGAUAUGAGUGACUUCAAGAAUAAGAAACAUUUUGUUAAAUAUAGCAGCAUUUCUGUUGGCAACGAAACUUCCACAUACGCCAUAUCUAUAUCUGGUUAUUCCGGAAAUACUGGUGAUUGUUUUACAUCGCAACAACCAAUAAACAAUAUGAAGUUUACGACAAAGGAUCAAGACAACGAUGUCAAAUCCGGAAACAACUGUGCAAUUAUGUAUCAAUCUGGGUGGUGGCAUAGGAGCUAUCAUUGCUCCAACCCGAAUGGUCUCUACUUGGCGGGACAAACGUCAACAUUUGCUACUGGUAUCACGUACAGUCCUUGGCGAACACAGUAUUAA